AUGUCAACAAUGCUAACCGAAGGUGAAAACACAUCUGGAAAUAGUGGAAGUAACAAUAAGCGUGGUGAUGUUGAGUUAAAUUCUGGUAAUUACAACAACAUUAUUGGUGUGUCAAAAAUUUCUACUAUAAUAGAUUUCACCAGACAAAAUAACAUAAACAGGAAAAAACUAUUUAAAAAAUUCCCAUUGAAUAAAUAUACGGCUAGUGAAAUCAACAAUUAUGUUGCAACUUUAAUUGAUAGUUUAAAAACUGGGCAAUACGAAUGUAAAAGGUUGGCAACAAGUCAACUUAUGGAAACUUCUAAUCACGGAGAUCUUUUUUGGAGAUGUCCAGGAUGUGAUUUACCGACAAACGCAUUUCCUAACUCUUACAAAUGUUUUUGUGGUAAAACUCCAAUAAAACCCACAAACACAACAACAAAUAGGAAAACCAUAACACCACAUGGUUGUGGUAACCCUUGUGGUAAGAAAUGCGAUAAUAAUUAUUGCACAUAUACUUGCAAAAGGUGCGGUCAUCAUUGUCAAGAUAUUUGCUCACAUGAUGAUGGAUGUGUUUGUAAGGUACGAAUACCAGUCAAGUGCAGAUGUGGUAGAACGGAAUUUUAUAGACUGUGCUCAGAGGUGCAUGAAAACAGUGGGCAGAUUCUUUUAUGUAAUAAAGUAUGUCAAGAUCUAAAAAGUUGUGGUACACAUAAGUGUAAUGUCGUAUGUUGUCCAGCAACCAAUAGAUUGAGAUUUAACAAUAAUAGUACGAGUGUAAAGGCACUUACAUGUAAAUGUGGUGGUAUAACAUCUCAUCCACCGGUCAAAUGUGGAACCAAGUUACCACCCUGCCCUUAUGAUUGUGAUCCUGCGGGUUACAUCAAGAAAAUGAGCAAUCAAAGAGGAAAGAAUGGUUACAUACCGAAAUCUGAAUCAGGACCUCGUAGACAAAAAUCUCUUAUAAGACCUGAGCGUGCAAGGAGAAAUCAACGUAGAAUAAGUAGAGGUGUGACAAAUUUUGCUGUCGAUGAUUCCACUGAGAGAUGGAGUAUCCUUCCUCCAAAUGCUCUUAAUAUUACUGCUAAUGGCAGUGUCGGGGCUGGUGGUAAUGGCGACGGUGGCGAUGAGAGACGUUUGAGUCGACCACUUAAUAGAAGACUUUCAACGAGAGAACCACCUAAAAAAAGAAAGUGGUAUAAAUGUCAAUGCUUUUCCACUUGGUUAAUAUAUACCAACUGUGUCACUUGUUGUAUUCCUCCUUCUCUAUUAUCUUGUUUUGGUAUGCAUGAUAAAUUGGUUCAAAGAGCUUGGAGAGAAAAAAUGGCUUUGGUAUCUAUAAUAUUGAUUCUUUGUGCCGCCGUGGGUUUCUUGACUUUUGGUUUCACUCAAGCUUUAUGUGGCAUACCUCCACCAAGAGUUCGUGUAGGCGGUGUCAGUCUGCAACAAGCUGUCAUACUAGGUAGUAUCUAUGAUCUAACCGACUAUCCACAUCCUGUUGAAUUACCUGAUAUCACUGAGAAAAAGGGCGGGAAUUUAUUGAAUGGUUUGGCCGGUGGAAAGGAUAUAUCAUUUUUAUUUCAAACUCUAAAUAACGAAUGUAAAAAUAUUCUAAUACCCAAAAAUGGAAAACUUCAAAACUAUUUCCCUUGUAAUGCAACUGAUGCAAUUGAUGAUUUUUCGGAUCUUAAGCCUACUGAUAAUCCUAUUAAUUUUGGGUGUCAUGAUGUCGACGUUUCAAAAUCUGAUAUUAAUGCUUUAAUUUAUGUCGGUGACGUAUUUUUCGAUUGGGAUGAUGUACAAAGAGGUGAUCGCAAUUUUGUUGUUCAUAAUGGUAAUGUGCUCGAUUUGGGAAAACUUAAAUAUUUGGUUCCAAACAUUGAGAUGAUUCCGUUACUAAAGCAAAUCAGUGUGACCGAAAUUGACAAUUAUCGAGGUCGUGAUCUAACUUAUUACAUGCAGCAAAAUGUGGAUCGCAUCCAAUUAGCAAAAUGUUUAGAGGAGACAAUCAGAGUUGGUGUUGUAGAUUUUAAUUCAAUAGGGUGUAUGAUCACUGAUGUUGUAACUUAUGUUUCGUUGAUGGUAAUCGUUGGUGUGGUAUUGGUCAGAUUUUCUUUGGCCGUAUUGUUUGGUUGGAUAUUAAGUUGGAGAUUGGGCAGUUUUCGUGAGGAAACCGCAGAGGAACUUGCUAUGCGUGAACGAGAUAUUGAAAAAUGGUCAGAUGAAAAUGUACAUUUUAAACCACCACCUGCUCCCUCUUCUCCCGCCACUAACAACAGAAAUUCGUUCAAAUUUUUAAGUACAUCAAGAUAUUCAACUCAAUCACCAGGUACUGGAACUUAUGAUCGUAACAGAAGAGUAGACAAUCGUUCCACAAGGAUGUACAAUUUGCCGAAUGGGAAUGGGUCCGGUGAGAAUAUUUUUAAUAAAAACAGUUCAACUACUUCCCUUGUAAGACCGUUAUCUACAACUAAUAGUUUUAACACAGGACACUUUAAAGAAACGGAUUCAGGAAGGACAAGUCGUCGCUCUUCUAUCAACGAGUACAAUCACACUCGUACUGACUCCAUGUCAUCUUCCACUUCAUCUCUUGCCCAGACUUCUUCUUUCCAGCAAUUACCCCAAGAGCCUGAACAACGUUUUAAUUUCCCGCUUAUACACACUAUAUUAUUGGUCACUUGUUAUUCUGAGGGUGAACAGGGCCUUAGAACCACUCUGGACUCGUUGGCUAAUACCGACUAUCCCUCUUCACAUAAGCUUAUUAUGGUGAUAGCUGAUGGUAUAAUAAAAGGAUCAGGAAACGAUAAAUCAACUCCAGAUAUUUGUUUAUCAUUGAUGAAUGACUUCUUCAUAUUACCAGAAUUGGUACAAGCUCACUCCUAUGUUGCUAUUGCUGAUGGUAAAAAACGUCAUAAUAUGGCAAGAGUUUACGCUGGUUUCUAUAGUUAUAAAGAUUUGGAAAAUAAAACUAAACGCAUACCAAUGGUAACUGUUGUAAAGUGUGGUGGUCCAGAAGAACAGGACGACAAGAAACCUGGUAAUAGAGGAAAAAGAGACUCUCAAAUUAUUUUAAUGGGCUUUCUACAAAAAGUCAUGUUUGAUGAAAGAAUGACACCUCUUGAGUAUGAGUUUUUUAACGCAGUUCGUAAUGUUAGUGGCGUCACACCAGAUUACUUUGAAAUUGUUCUGAUGGUUGAUGCUGAUACUAAAAUUUAUCCUGAUUCAUUAACUCGUAUGAUUGCUUGUAUGUCAAGAGAUCCUAAUGUAAUGGGACUUUGUGGUGAAACAAAAAUUGCAAAUAAAACUGAUAGCUGGGUUACUGCAAUUCAAGUUUUUGAAUAUUAUAUUAAUCAUCAUAUGCAAAAAGCAUUCGAAUCAAUAUUUGGUGGUGUUACAUGUUUACCCGGUUGUUUCUGUAUGUAUCGUAUCAAAGCACCAAAAGGACCAAACGGAUACUGGGUACCAAUUUUAGCAAAUCCAGAUAUCGUUGAACAAUAUUCUGAAAAUAUAGUUGACACACUUCACAAAAAAAAUCUUUUACUACUUGGAGAAGAUCGCUACCUAACAACCCUGAUGCUUAAAACUUUUCCUAAAAGGAAAAUGAUGUUUGUGCCACAAGCUAUUUGUAAAACAAUUGUCCCAGACACAUUUAAAGUUCUGAGAUCUCAAAGACGUAGAUGGAUCAAUUCAACAGUUCAUAACUUGUUGGAACUUGUGCUGAUACCAGAUUUGUGCGGUACAUUUUGUUUCUCUAUGCAAUUUGUCAUAUUUAUGGAAUUGGUGGGAACAGUGGUGUUGCCAGCUGCAAUUACAUUCACAGUGUAUCUUGUCAUCAUAUCGUUUGUUAAACGUCCUGUACCAGUGAUACCUCUAUUACUUUUAGCAGCUGUUUUAGGUUUGCCAGCCGUGCUUAUAUUACUCACCACACGAAAACUUAUUUAUGUUGGAUGGAUGUUGGUUUAUUUGUUUUCGCUACCGAUAUGGAAUUUUGUUUUACCUGUUUAUGCAUAUUGGCAUUUUGAUGAUUUCUCAUGGGGACAAACGAGAGUGGUUGAGGGUGAAGUCUCUGGUGAGGAUCAUUCACGUAAAGAAGGUGUAUUUGACAGUUCGAGAAUAGUGAUGAAGAAAUGGGCAGAAUGGGAAAGGGAAAAACGAAUGAAGAUACGUAAUUCACAGUUAAUACCUUUCUCAACGGCUCAAAUGUCGCCCGAUGAAAAUUACAAUAAUGUACUAUCAUCAGCAUCAUCAAUAACAUCAACACCUGCUACACUAACUACAACACCACCUUCGGCUUUUGCUUCCUCAAGGCCUACAUCUGUGAUAUCAAAUUUUGCUGGUUUCGACAAAUCAUAUUUACAAUCAGCUCCACCAUUACCAUUUAAUCCACGUGGAGGAGUUAGUAAACGUACAAGUACAAGGCCCCGGGCUGAUUCUUUGAUGAUACCACCACCUUUAGCGGGAGGUCCAAUAUUAGGAAAUAAUAAUGUUUUUACUAGUAGUCCUGCUAGCAGUUUAAUGUCAUCACCUCUUAGUUCGGCUCGUAGUAGUGUAGUAUAUCAUGAUAACCUCAAUCAUAGUCAUAGUAAUAGUAAUAAUAGCACUGUACAGAAUUACUUGUCGAAAUAUCCAGAUACUAUACGGGGCGAUAAUGCUGUUUCUUCCGCCAGAAUAUGUUUCUCCUCCUCAAGA
This is a messenger RNA of Entrophospora sp. SA101, 4668 nucleotides long. The record is from the annotation of a GenBank genome assembly. Lineage: Eukaryota; Fungi; Glomeromycota; Glomeromycetes; Entrophosporales; Entrophosporaceae.